Messenger RNA from Schistocerca gregaria, 1842 nucleotides. Its product is annotated as DNA repair and recombination protein RAD54B-like. Gene Ontology annotation, biological process: reciprocal meiotic recombination; double-strand break repair via homologous recombination. Gene Ontology annotation, molecular function: ATP-dependent chromatin remodeler activity; DNA translocase activity; ATP binding. The coding region runs from base 1 to 1842 and encodes 613 amino acids. NCBI's taxonomy places the organism in Eukaryota, Metazoa, Arthropoda, Insecta, Orthoptera, Acrididae. The record is from RefSeq and is a predicted model, not a curated record. Gene Ontology annotation, cellular component: nucleus. The transcript has a single exon.
AUGCUGACUCAGAGUCCACGCGGCCCGUUUCACCCACAUAUAAAGAAGGCAAUCGUCAUUUCGCCGGCAUCGCUUAUCCAGCUCUGGGCCAAAGAGGUCAAGAAAUGGCUCGGACAGGCGAGACUGCGGCCAACAGUUGUCAUUGAAAAUUCCAAAAAGCAAACUGAUUUUUUGAUUCAAAACUUUGCCACUCGAGUCGACGAAAAGCUGUUGAUCAUCUCCUACGAGCAAAUCCGGGUCAACUUCUCAGCCUUGGAACACGUGAGCUUCGACUUGAUGGUUUGCGACGAGGGGCACAGACUCAAAAAUCCCUCUGCUAAGAUCACACAGUGCAUUUCUAGCCUGAAAUGUUCACAUCGCAUCAUCCUUACGGGUACCCCUUUUCAAAACAACCUCUCCGAGUAUCGAGCGCUGGUAGAAUUUGUUAAUCCCGGAUUUUUGGGAACUAUCGAAGAAUUUAGAAAAUCCUAUGAAAGACCUAUUUUAGCCGCCAGAGGACCUGAUUCAGACCAGGAAUCCAUCCGAUUUGGCCUGCACCAAUUAGAUGAGCUCAUAAAACGCACAUCGACCUUCAUUCUCAAAAGGACGAGCAAAGUCUUAGAGGCAUUUCUACCUCCAAAAAUCGAACAAAUCGUAUUUUGUCUUCCGACUUGCGCCCAAGUGGAAUUCUAUCGGUCCGUGCUGUCUCAUUUGAGCUACGACGAACAAAACGUCCUCCAGAACAUAACUAAGCUCAUGAAGAUCUGUAACCAUCCAGAACUCGUUCUUCCGAAGGAAAGUGCAAUGUCGGAUUGCCUUCUUGACGAAAUAGAUGCAUCUUUUCUCCAGCUCUUAAGCAGCGCUUCCGAUUCUAGAAUCUCCACUCAUACACCAUACCAGCGGUUCUCAUUUUCUCCAGAAUUGUCCGGAAAGAUGAUCGUCUUGGCGCAGCUCGCGCAAGCCAUUCGGGCCGCGACGACCGAUAAGCUCGUCGUUCUGUCGAGCUUUACCAAGACGCUCGACGUUCUGCAAAAGAUGUUCGAGUCAUGCGGCUGGAAGUGUCUUCGACUAGACGGGAAUACGGAGCUGUCCGAAAGAAGUCAGUUGGUCGACCGCUUUCAAUGCGACACCUCCAUAUUCAUUUUUCUGCUCUCUACGAAGGCCGGCGGUGUCGGCCUAAACCUGUGCUCCGCCAAUCGACUCGUUCUCUUUGACAGCGCUUGGAAUCCUGCGUUCGACUCACAAGCUCUGGCGCGCGUUUGGAGAGAUGGACAAACCAAAACGACAUGGAUCUACCGGCUAUUGUCCACCGGCAUGAUCGACGAAAAGAUAUUCCAGAGACAACUGAUGAAAAACGACAUUGGCGAACUCAUCUUAGAACAAGACGGCCGUCACUGCUUUCCUUCCUCUCAAAAAAAAAAAUGUCCAAAUUCCGAUAAAAGACCUAAUUUUAACCAAUCUCGGCUGCCGACUUCUUUCGCUUCUCGGCUAUCUAUCGAAGACCUCAAGGAUAUCUUCAGCUUGAAUUGCGACACCCGAUGCGACACGCACGAUAUUUCUGGAUGCCGGUGCGAGCUAUCCCAACUAAAAAAAAGCAGCCACAAACUCAGCAAAACCGCUUUUCGCAAGUCGACAAACAAAGUUCGAGAAGAAAACAUCGGAGACUGGGUACAUUACGCGAACCCACUCGACUGUCAAGACGAGAUCAUCAAAUCAAUUGCUGCCUCCAAACCCAUAACAAAAAGAGCCGACGACAUUCUGGAAGCAGAAGGAAUCAUAUCUUUCAUCUUUUCAAAAUCAACGACGAAUCACACAUCCUACACCCCCAGCUCUGAUGCACGUUCGCAAACACAGCACGUAUAA